AUGGCAACAACGGCGGUGUUCCUGUGCGGACACCUUGGAGCACUAUCCGUGAUUCUCAAUCUAUUCGUGAUUAUCGCAUUGCUAAGACAUCGUCGGCGAGUUCUCUCCAACGUCUUCUAUGUCAUUGUUCUUCACUGUGCAAUACUCGAUGUGGCUAGAGGAAUUUGUCUUAUUCUUUACGGUCUACCCUACUUUGCAAACUCAUUCUACAACAUCCAUCUGGAUAUCAGCACUCGUAUCAAACUGUUCCAAGCAUCCAGAUUUGCUCUUGUUAUCCUCCGUCUUUGCAAUCUUCUAACCAUCUUCAACCUUCUGGUUUUCACAACAAACGAGUACAUCGUAAUCCGUUAUCCUCUCCAUUAUCGUCGAUAUUUCCGACGCAAGUUCGUCCUGAUUAUUCUAGCUAUUUGUUGGACAGUAAGCAUAAUGAUGGCAAUCGGAAUCCUUUACUCUUCAUCUAAAAGCCCUCAAGAUUGGCUUCCACCAGAGGAAAGAGGAAUCGAUUUAGCCACAAUUACAAUGGUUUUGAUCUCUACACUUUGCUUUGUCACCCUGGGAACAGUUGUAGUCUGCUAUCUUUCAAUUCUUCGAACAAUACGAAAGUUCAAAGAUGAAGGAUGCCUGAACAAUGAUGAAUCUCACCGUAUCCAUAAUCGAUCUCUUCAUAGACCAAUCAAUGGACAAGGAUCAAAUUGUUCGAAUGGAAGCAGAGGUUCAAAAUGGAAAAGUGUCCAAGCGAUGUCUCGUCACAAGUACAUCUACGUCAUUGGCUCUGUUCUCAUUGUCGAUCUUCUUUUCCUUUGUCCAUAUUCCGGAAUCCAAAUGGUUUCAUUUCUUCAUAUCAACAAUUUCCUUCAAAUCACUCAUGGAAGUACUCUCAUCCGUUGGUGGCUUCAAGUUCUCAUUGGAGUUCAUUCAGUCUGUCAGCCACUUUGCUAUUUCCGUAUGACCGAGUUCCGUCGUUUGGCGUGUUGUAAUCCGAGACGACCAUGGAAUCGAACCAAAAGUUUUUCUCAGAUGAAUAAAAGCUUUGCCAACACUCGAUCCAAUGUCAGAGAGGAAGAGAAUGGAGCAAACACUGGUGAAUCCGAAAUUAAUCCAAGUGAUCCCCUACUUCGUAAUGGAGCAGGCUCGGGUGAAGGAGGAACUCCGUCCCACCGUUCUCCAACGAUCGCGUGGACCCGAGGAGAAUCCGUUCGCUUCCGAACCUAUGGAAAUGAGUUUGCUCAUCACAUCCCAAACAAACCAUUCGAAAAGAAAGAAACCUCGGUUGAGAUGGAACUUCUUCCAAUCUCAGCCGGAUCCGCUACGCCAUCCGAUGAACCUGCCCCAAUCAUGAUCGAUGAUUCGCCGCUUGUAUAA
Molecule: messenger RNA, 1362 nt
Organism: Caenorhabditis briggsae
Lineage: Eukaryota; Metazoa; Nematoda; Chromadorea; Rhabditida; Rhabditidae
Exons: 7
Coding region: 1-1362 (453 amino acids)
Biological process (GO): G protein-coupled receptor signaling pathway
Cellular component (GO): membrane
Molecular function (GO): G protein-coupled receptor activity
Source: RefSeq, a predicted model, not a curated record